Molecule: messenger RNA, 3614 nt
Organism: Misgurnus anguillicaudatus (oriental weatherfish)
Lineage: Eukaryota; Metazoa; Chordata; Actinopteri; Cypriniformes; Cobitidae
Product: F-box only protein 40
Cellular component (GO): cytoplasm
Molecular function (GO): protein binding; zinc ion binding; ubiquitin protein ligase activity
Source: RefSeq, a predicted model, not a curated record
GCACACAGACUCAUUUAAACAAACACAAGUCCUGCUAACACCAUAAGGGCAGCAAAGGAUUUUAUACAAAAUAGAUAUUAACGGACAUGGGCAAGAGCACAAAGACUGGCCUUCAUCCACACUGUGAAAAAUGUCAUAACCAACACUGUAAGCUUCCUGUAGACAUCUCCACUUCCUGUCUCUUUAUUUCCUGCCGUCUACAAUGCGGCGCCGCCUUCCAUCUCUGCAAAGAGGAUGAGCAUCGUCUCCUCUGCCCUAAGGAAAUCGUACCCUGCCUCAAUUCUGGCUACGGCUGUCCAAUAACCAUGACCCGCCAAAGGCUAGCCAAGCACCUGGAAGUGUGUCCUGCGAGCGUGGUCACUUGUACUCUAGAAUGGAACCGAUGGCCUGUAAAUGAGACAGAUACAACCUUUUACAGGAACGUCCUGCAGGAUCCAGACUACUUGAAUGAGCUGGACAUCGCCACGGCCCUUCGAGAUCAGAAGCUGCUGUUUAGCUCCAUUAAGAUGAAAACCCUCUUCCCCGAGUUGAUUGAGAAGGUAGAGGAACCAGACGUACCGCUGGAUGGUGCUGUAGGAGGUUUUGACCCAGAAAACUGGGAUCUUAACUUGGGAGAGAUGUUGGAGAAUGGGGAUGAGGAACAGGAACUAACGGAAGAAGAACGACUGGCCCUUGCCAAAAGCAAAGAUGUGGCCUGCUUGGAGAACUACAGCAUGUGGGAGAAAAUGUUUUCAAAAGAGAAGGAAGGAUGUAAACAAACGGCAAGGAAUUUGGAGGAAAAUGGUACUUCUAAAAGAGAAAAAAAUCCAUCUGUUGACAAUUCCCAUGAGUCCCAUGAAGCAGAUUUUACCAGAACAGGGUUAGCCCCUUGGCAGGACGGAGUUCUCGAGAGACUUGGUAAAGAGGUCAACGUGUCCGAAUAUAACAUGUACCUAGUGCACAAUGGUUGCAUGCUUAUCAACUUCGGCCAGCUGGCUGCUUGCACACCCAAAGAGAAAGAUUUUGUUUAUGGUAAUUUAGAGCCUAUCGAAGUGAAAACCGUACGCUCUUUUAAUGUGCCAACCAGCUACACAGCCAAGCGUAGCCACCUCAAGGAUCCGUCAAAAACGAUUAAAAAGACAAACCAGAGUGUGGACACGUCCGAUUUGGGGAUUUCCAUUGAGCAGCUCCCGAAAGCAAAUGAAAUAGAGGCCACGCUGCAGUGCUGUCUAGAAAGAGAGUUUAAAGGUCACCAGAUAAGUGAAGCAGUUGGCACCGAUGGGCUAUAUGUUGACUUGGCCACCCAGACCUACGAUUUUCACGGCGCUCCAUUCAAAAGCAAUGCUUCUUUGGCUGAUGUGGUCGAGGGCGGGCAUCAAAGCCUACAUGUGCAGAUUCAGACCGAAUGCGUGACAAGGAGACAUAACAAAUCUUGCUCGGCCUUCACCUACGUGUGCUGCCACGCUUUCAGACGUGACGAAUACCCCUGGCACUUCAGGAACGUACAUGGAGAUAUCGAGUCCCAUCUUAAUGGCUGGUUUACGCAGCGAUGCCCGUUGGCUUACCUGGGCUGCACCUUUAGCCAGAGGUAUUUUCGCCCAUCGAAAUACAGGGCAACCGUGAGCUACGAUCCGGACCUUAAUGCUUUUACAUUGCAACCUGAAGUAGCAGAAUCGCUUUAUAAAGGAGUAAAAAGUGCUAGCAGCGAACGGAAGCGAGCGAAGAAUUUAGACUCACUGAGCAGACUUCCCUUUGAGAUCUUACAAAACAUUGUGGGUUUUCUUGACAGUGUGUCAUUGGGCUACCUAGCUCAAGUGUCCCACCUCAUGAGAGAAGUCUGUAGCACUGUUGUACAGCAGAAGGGCAUGGUGUCCCUCAAAUGGAAGAAAAAGACAUAUUCACAUGGUGGAUUCACAUGGAGGGCUAGAAAAAAGACAUGGGAGUUCAGCAGUCUCUUCUCACCAGUAGAUGAAUGGGUGUUUGAAGAUGUGCCACCCAUGUCCGAGCACCUGAAGGUCUGUCCAUUCUACCAGAAGGAGAUCAGGAGUGAACCUGUGGCUUUACCCCGCAUAACAGCCCUUCAGAAGGAAAGAUGAACCUUUCAAUGCUCAAGAGUUUCUUUCCCAAUGACAAGUGACAAUUACAUUAUGGGGCCGUUUCCUGGACACCGUUUAGAUCAGUCUUUAGUUAAAUUAGGACAUUUUAAGUAAUUUUUAGCAGUGGCGGCCAGUGACUUCUUUUUUCGAGGGCGCACGAUGCGAACAUGUAUGUAGCCCAUCAUGUGUGUGGUUCAUCAUUUCGAAAUAUGUGUUUGGCGUUUCGAGUGAACCUAUGUGCAUCACGUGUCUUGUCAAAAUAAGUGCCUGCUGCAGAUGCAUUUAAAGGGUUUAUGAUAAAAUCGUUUGCCAGAUACUCGCAUAAUUUCAUACGUAAUCAGAGUUUACUGUCUUGCGUGUAUUUUGUAAAUGUGAGCGUCUCUUUAUCAUAAACGGUUUUGAUGCGUGUGCAGCAGGCACUUAUUUUGACAAAACACGUGAUGCACAUGGUUUACAUGACGCAACAAACACAAAUUUUCAAAACACGAGCAACACACAUGACACUCCGGACACAUAUUUUGAAUUUGCACCCCUCGGAAGAGCAGUAGCCGCCACUGGUUUUUACAAACAUAACUUACAAAAAAAAAAAAAAAUACUGGUGUGCAUCUUGACAUAAAACAAUGGCACUUACGGUAUGCCAGUGUAACAUGUUUUAAAUUAACCCUAUAACUGUCACCGCCCCUUUUGAGUGUGGGGGGGGGGGGGUGAAAAGGUGAUCUGCACGUUAAAAUUACUAUUACUCUGGCAUUUUUUGGUUUAGAAGCAAAAUCUUGGUCUCUUUUUAAAGAAGACAAUUUAUAGUUUUACACUGAGGUGUUUGAAGUUGUAAAUAUUAAAUGGCAAAAAGUUAUACCCGUUUAAAUUUAUUUUAAAUAAUAAAAAUAAUGCAAUAAAGUAUAUACGCUCUAAUCAAAUGUAUAUAAAAAUUUAAAUGUUUUACUCUCAAAACACCACACAAAUAAAGACACAAGUCUCAACUAGUUCUGAACCAAAUUUUCGGUGAAAAUAACAAAAAAUGAAGUUUCUGUCACACUUUUAGUGGUUUUACCAACCAAGGCCACUAGGUGUCAACGGUUAGUUGCAAUAUCUUGUCACAAGUUAAUAAAUUACUGUCUCUGCAUUGUGUUUAAUGCAAAAAGGUUUUGAAAUAUGAAAACUACAUUCUUAGAGCUUUCCAACGAUAUAUAGUUUGUCAAGAUUUUUGAAGAUUCAUAUAUUCAUUUUGAAGAAUAUUAGAAUUAUGAAUAUAUACGAAUUCAUAUGGACUCCUACAGGGUCAGUGACAAAUAACAAAAUGACUGUCCCUACUAAAUUUCCAUCAUCAAAUGGCCUUGAGCUUUCCAACAAUAUAUAGUUUGUCAAGAUUAUUUCAAGUUUAUAGGGUAUUAGUGUUAUAAAUAUAUAAUCAUUUAUAUGUAUUCCUAUGGGGUGAGUGACAUUUAACAAAAUAACUGUCCCUAUACAAAUUCUAUCAUCAAAUGGCCUUGAAAUAUGAAAACUACAUUCCCUGAGCUUUCCAACAAUAUAUAGUUUGUCGAG